CAAUGGAUUAAUAUGAAUCGUCUAUUAUUUGAAAACUGCUUCAAAACAUACAGAACACAAAUUUAAACAUCUACACACACACACACACACACACGGGAAUUAUGAGUAAAGACAAUAAUGAUACACCCAAUGCGAUGGAGGAGGAGUUCAAGCAAUUCACGAGCAAAAUAAAUUGUCAUAUAGUCGUUGAUUUGCCAUAUGAGCAACGUUGCGAUUUUGUAAUCAAAGCCAUGGACUGUCCAGCAACAACAAAUAUAUUGCCAUACUGGAAGCUCAUGUCCUGCCAUUACAACUGUCGUAAUAGAUUUGAGGAAUAUGUGGUCAUGACCGUCUUUGUGAUAUUCAUUAUGGAGCUUAUAGUGUGCAUCUAUCAUGUGGUGGAAGUGUACUACACUCCGGCCUUGAAGCUCUGCUCCCACCUUUUGCAUUUAAACGAACAUUUAGCUGGCGUCACAAUAUUAUCCUUUGGAAAUGCUGCGCCAGAGAUGUUGGCGAAUCUAUUGACUACCGCAACCGGUACACCUGUAUUGGCGUAUUAUUAUUCUAAGGCCCUCUUCACUACCCUCUUCACGGGCGGACUUAUCAACUAUUUAUGCCCAUUUCGCAUGAAUAUGCACGGCACACUUCGCGAUACAUUUUUCUUUCUGAUUGGCGUAAUGUAUCUUGAGUUUACUCUGAGUAACGAUCAGAUGAUAUCGAUGAACGAAGGAAUCGUCUUGCUCAGCAUUUAUUUUGCCUAUCUAAUGGUCAAUGUGGUGGAUUAUGUGCUGACGCGACGAUAUAUGAAAUCCAUUUGGAACCAGCUGGAAGAACUUGUAGGCGAUCGAACGACUCCGAAUGCACAAAGUAAAAGUCAAGUGCUACGCAAAAAAUAUGCAGAGCUUGCUAGUGAUGCGGAAAUGGAGGUAUUUAGUCGAAAUAGCUCUCCCUUGGAGCAUCAUUCGUCCAUUGACUUGACAAUACGUUCUCAACGAAAGAACCGACGUAUUACCGUCAGUGCCAGAGCCAAUAUGUACUACAAUAUAUCAAACAAUUGGAAUAGACAUAUUUUCAGGGAUUUUUUUGAAUCCCUAGCGCCCAUCAAGAUCGCAGAUUGGCAAGCAGCUAAAUUGUAUAAGCGUGCCUAUUAUAUUGCCAGGGUGCCCAUAGCGGUGCUAACGGCUUUAUUUAUACCGCUGGUGGACUACGACUUGCACAAGCAUGGCUGGAGUAAGUUGCUCAAUUGCAUACAGCUCAUUAUUAAUCCAGCUAUAACGGUGAUUCUCAUUAAGUCCAUGUACUUUGGUACUAAAAUCUGGUACUUGAACAUAGUGCAGGACUAUAUCUAUGGCGUUUAUACCUUUGCGCUAACAGUACCGUUAGCUAUAGUGGUUUUCAUGAAGUCAAGAACCGAUGCGCCGCCACUUUUUCAUUUCGCCUUCACCACACUGAAUCUAACGGGCUCUGCAUUCACCAUAUAUUACUGCGAAUCUGAGAUUGAUCACUUGCUGCAGGUCAUUGCUAUGGUAAUGCAUGUACCAACUGCUUUUGUUGGCGUUACUAUAACCCCUGUGGCUAUAGCCAUGGGUGCAAUGGUGGUCAACACAGCGUUGGCCUUUCAAGGAUAUGAACGAAUGGCAUUCGCUGCCUGCGUGGGUGGUCCAUUUAUAACAGUUAUACUGGGCACGGCCAGUAUUUGCAUGGCAAAUGCCGUUAAGGACAAGCAUCCCAGAGCACAGACUUUAUAUGGAGAAUAUGGGAUGAAUGCGUUCAUCUUUUUAAUUAUAUCAUUGUCAAUGACGCUGAUGUGGACAUCAAUAUUGAAUUACCGCUCUCGCCGCUCCGUUGGCAUAUACUCUUUAUCCCUCUACAUGCUUUUUCUACUGUUCGCGGUGCUCAUCAAAGACAAUAUCAUACACUCGUAUGCCAAAGAUGUUAUUCUACAAGAUUCCUUUGAAUAAUGGUAAAAGAAAAUAAGUAGAAAAAUACAUGGAACACAAAUUUCCCUUUAAGGGAGCUUUUGGCUUCUACUGGGAAAUAGCAUUCGAACAACAUUUCGAAGGAUAAAAGGAAUACUAAUUUCCCUUUUUAUUCUCGCAAGCAGCUUUAAUAAAGCUUU
Molecule: messenger RNA, 2098 nt
Organism: Drosophila busckii
Lineage: Eukaryota; Metazoa; Arthropoda; Insecta; Diptera; Drosophilidae
Product: mitochondrial sodium/calcium exchanger protein
Exons: 5
Coding region: 102-1940 (612 amino acids)
Biological process (GO): transmembrane transport; intracellular calcium ion homeostasis; monoatomic cation transport
Cellular component (GO): membrane
Molecular function (GO): calcium:sodium antiporter activity
Source: RefSeq, a predicted model, not a curated record